AUGAUAGCGGUAGAACCAGCGGCACCCGGAGCUGUGUUACGUGCCGAUGCUGGUGGAAGCACCAGCGGAGUGCUUGGUCUACGCCAGCUACAACCCAACGUGACGGAGGAGACGGUAGACGACCGUAGCCUGUUGCUGACGGAAGCCGGAUCGCCCCAUCAACAUUUCGACGUUGCUGCCUCGAGAGAUUUCGUGAAAAGUCGGGCUACGAGCGAUGAAGCGGAUACCCAGGAUGCUGGCCUUGGGCGCAAGCACCGACACCGGCAGCAACAGAAUCAAUACCGGGUAGUCCUCGAAAACGUGGACAACGUGCAGUAUUUCGGCGACGCUAUGAUCGGGAACCCUCCGCAACGCAUGAAGAUCCUGUUUGACACUGGGAGCUCCGACACUUGGGUGCCCGCGGUCGGUUGCACAAGUUGCGGGUUGCAUUCAGGGUUUGACGAUGUCGCGUCUUCGACAGCCGUGGCCAUGGGCCGAAAUUUCAGCAACAGGUACGACAGCGGUUCGGUUGAAGGAAGCGUAAUCAAGGAAAGCAUGGUCAUCGGCGGUAUGGCGGUCAAGAAGGUGGAAAUGGGCUUGGUGAAGCGCCAAGGGCAGCGCAUCCAGGGCUUCAAGGCGGACGGCAUCGUAGGCCUAGCCUUCCCGUCUAUCUCCACGACUCAAAACACCAGCCCGUCGCAGCACUCCACCUUCGCGCAGCUGCUGCAAGAGCAGUUCGGGGGGACCGGUGACCUGUUCUCCGUCUACCUCACUCGAGCAGGAGGCGAGAGGGGAGGCGGCGGCCUGCCUUCGCCCUCCACCGGGAGGAUGGAGCUAGCUUCAGAGGGGAGCUUCAUCAAGAGGCGCCACGGGACAGCGAAGGGUAGCGCGGUGGCGGCAAAGCAAAGCAACCUCAGCGCCGCGGAUGGGCAAGACGGCGGCGGUCACACAGCGGCGACGGCGGGGAUCGUCACCACCGCCGGUCCCGAGAUGUGCCCGGACGGGUGCCAGGCCAUCGUGGACACGGGGUCAUCCCUCCUGGUACCGCCGAGGAGCCAGUACCGCGAGGUGAUGCGGCAGAUCAUCGGCGGCAGGGCGGACUGCCGGUACCGAUACGGGAUGACCUCGUGCUCCGAGUGCGGCAGCCCGGACGACUUCCCCGACAUCGUUAUCUCCGUUGCUGUGGCCCCGCCUCCGGGGCACGGGGGGGGAGCGGCGGCGCGGCGGCGGCCCAUGAAGAGUGUACAUGGCGACAGCGAGGCCGGUAUCAUCAACGACGGAAGAAAACACAACAGGCAGCGGACGGGUGGCGGUGGCGGUGGCGGUGGCGGUGGCGGUGGCGGUGGCGGUGGCGGUGGCGGUGGCGGUGGCGGUGGCGGUGGCGGUGGCGGUGGCGGUGGCGGUGGCGGUGGCGCGUGGCGGUGGCGGCGGCGGCGGCGGCGGCGGCGGCGGCGGUGGCAGUGGUAG
Messenger RNA from Ectocarpus siliculosus, 1446 nucleotides. NCBI's taxonomy places the organism in Eukaryota, Phaeophyceae, Ectocarpales, Ectocarpaceae. The record is from the annotation of a GenBank genome assembly.